Poecilia reticulata (guppy) is the source of this 6398-nucleotide messenger RNA. It is a transcript of the gene smyd3, whose product is annotated as SET and MYND domain containing 3. Gene Ontology annotation, cellular component: nucleus. The record is from RefSeq and is a predicted model, not a curated record. Lineage: Eukaryota; Metazoa; Chordata; Actinopteri; Cyprinodontiformes; Poeciliidae. Gene Ontology annotation, molecular function: protein binding.
GCUCUCAUUACGGAUGUAAACAGAGCUCGUCGCACAUGGAGCAAAAAGCAGGGAUGCUGCCGACUGUGGAGCGGUUUGUCUGUCCGGGAAAGGGGAACGGUCUCCGGGCCAUAGCUGGGAUCCGCCGGGGACAGCUGGUGACCUCCGCCGAGCCGCUGGCGUCCUGCGUGUCCGGCAAACGGGCCAGRGAAGUCUGCCACUACUGCUUCACCCGACGAGAGACCUUGUUGAGAUGUUCGCAGUGCAAGAUGGCUCGUUACUGCAAUGMAGCUUGCCAGAAACAAGCRUGGUGUGGCCAUAAGAGAGAGUGUAAGUGUCUUCGCCGUCUCCUCCCCAGACUCCCUACUGACUCAGUCCGACUGGCUGCCAGACUCAUGUUUGCUCUGUUAAACCCUCCCAAGACUAAUGAGCUCUACACUUUAGAAGAACAUGAAUCACACUUGAAUUYGAUGUCUGAGCAGAAGAAACAAGGGCUUUCUCAGCUGGCGUCCAUGUUGGAACUGUAUGUGCAACAGGAAGAAGAUUCUGAGCUCACACAGGAAGUGAYGUCAGCCCUGCCGCCUUCCUGCAGGGAUCCACUGAGCCUCAUUGCAAAGGUGACGUGUAAUUGUUUCACCAUCAGUGACGGGGAGCUGCAGGAGGUCGGAGUGGGGCUUUAUCCAAGUUUAUCCCUGUUGAAUCAUGACUGUCGGCCAAACUGUGUGAUGGUGUUUGAGGGUGAGCGGCUGCAGCUCCGAGCCGUCCAGGACAUUCGCCCUAAAGACGAGUUAACGAUAAGUUAUAUUGAGACUUUGUCCCUGACUGAAGAGCGGCAGAAGCAGCUGGAGGAGCAGUACCACUUCCUCUGCCACUGCCAGAGAUGCAACUCACAAAAAGAGGAGGGAUUCAUGCUGUCGGGGGAAGAAGAAAAGUGGCAGCAGCUGAAGGUGGCGAUACCGAGACUGGAAGGACUGAAAACCGAGUCCAAUUGGCCGGCGUUGUUGGAGAGCUGCAGUAAUCUCCUGUCAGCUGCUGGAGCUGAACUUCCUGAUGAAAAUCUGUACAAGCUGAGGGUCACAGACAUGGCUUUAGAUGCUGCUGUUCAGCUGGGGCAGUGGGAGGAGGCUCUGACAUACGGCAUGAAGACGCUUCCAGCUUACAGGUUGUUCUACCCGGAUCCUCAUCCAGUUCAUGGAGUUCAGCUGAUGAGAGUGGGGAAGCUGCAGCAUCACCUGGAGCACCUGGAGGACGCUUUGGACACUUUCAAAGAGGCUUUUAUAAUCAUGAGGAUGACUCAUGGUGAUGAUCACCCCCUGACCUCUGACCUGAGGAUGAAGAUGGAGGAAUGUCGUCUGGAGAUGGAUAUGCAGCAAUCUGGCAGACAUUAAGACAGACUAUGAUCUGAUAUAAACAUUAAACAUACUUGAAAAGUUUGUAUUUCUGGAGAUUUUCCAUUUUUAUAAUAUUUUUUAUAGGUGCAUUACGAUGUAUCACAUUACAUUUUACUGCGGUUUAAUGGUUGUUUUAUAGGUCGAUUUGAGGUCUUUCCUAUCUCUUUAUUAAAGAUUGAUUGGUAUUGAUGGCAGGUGGUCAGCAAAGCUCUUGUUGUGGUUAACCGUAAUAAAAUAAAAGAGGAAUCCAUCAAAAGUGUCCUAAUAAUCGUAAACACAUUGGAUUCUUGGCAAACACAAGAAGAUCUGGAUGUUCUUUUAAAGGUAAUGUAAAACCACACAACAAAAUCUAACUAAUAAGGCAAAUUCUGAAAGCGCAGACGGAUAUCUGAGCCAAAUGUUUCUGUGAAAGCAAAAAGGCAAACUCUGCUUCCCAAGAAGCUGUUUUACGCCUUCAGGUAGCUAAGAAAUGUCUCACUGAUUGAGGUCGGCCUGUGGAAGUGCAGCCAUCUGUCUCUGUUUUACAGUCACCAGCCUGGAAGACGUUCCCUCUUUAGCCAGAUGACUUCAGCGAUGAACUUGUUUGGGUGACAGAGUGGCCAGACCAGGUUAACCCGCAGGUUGACCCUCGGAGGACGACAAGCAGCCAGAUUUCUUCAUUAAGGACGACCAUCUGUGGAAAGCAACCACACAAGGAAAGCUGCCAGCUCUGGAAACAGCAGAGAAAUGCUUCCUCCAGAUUCUGGUAACCAAGUAGCUAAAUGGACAUAGUAAAACCAUGAAUGGACAUACACAUCAAGGCUCCCAUUUUUCCAGGAAACUAUUGGCACGUAUUUUAACAUAGUAAUUUUAAAAAACAUUUAUGUGCCUCUUCAAGCUGAAUUUUGUCACAUGGCACCUUCAAGCUGCUGCAGGUGCCGACAAACCAAACAAGUGCUGUGCCAAAAAGUGAUCGGGUGAGAUCCGGUGCGCCCUGAACAGAGGCGCACCGGAUCUAGCCCAAAUCUGCAUACCACAUUCUCUCCGAUAGAGAUUUAAUAUGAAUAAACAUUGAAUAUAUGAGAAAUUGCUGACAUAGUGUAAACUACAAUAGACUCAGACUUUAUGCAAUAUUAACAAUUUACUAAAUUGUUAUGUUUUAGGACUUCAGCACUUAAAUCUUAGUUUUACUUUCACUCGGCAUGAACAGAAUAAUCUGCAAACCUUAAAUAAUUAGCCUUAGAUAAAUUAAUAUGCUUUGCAAAAUGCUUUUCGUUAACACUUAUUUAUUUGCAAUUAAUUAUCGCACUGAAUAAAACACAAACCAUAACUUCACAAACCUCUGCAAGUGUGGGGGAAACCAAUCUACUCCACAGCAUUUCCUUUGCGCCAUGCCUUCGAGACAAUGCAUAGGGCAAACCUGCCGGCCUGUCAAACACUGAGAAGGUCAAUUUAGCCCACGAGCGUGCGCCACGCGGAGUGAAACAGACUGUUUUUAAGGUAGAAAACUGUUUAUAAACCACGUUAUGACUCUUUCUCUAACAUCCGCAUAGUUUUACUACAUUUUGAGGGAACAUUUCUAAGUGUUUUUUUAACCUCUAACCUGAUUUGACAACCGAGGGAGCCCUGGGCAGUUGCCCAUGUCACCCAUAUCAGAAACCGACACUGUCCACGCAAUUAUAUAGAAGUGUAGUUGGUGCAUAACUGUGUUUCCUUAUUGAUUUGAUUGUACUUUUAUUUCUUUUCUUUUUUUGUGGCUUCACUUAUUAAAAGAUACUCUCUAACAUACAUUUGUUACAGAUGGCAUUAUCAGCUUGUACUUUCCAAGUCUUGCCCUGAGAAAUUAAUUGUGUUAAUAAUUAUCUUCAAACACUUAAGAUUUGCUAAAAGGUAGAAAACCUCCUACAGUCUACAGCAACACAAAGCUUGUGAAGGAUGCAUUAGUGUUUAUAAUGAAAAUGUCAAGAAAAAGUGGUAUAAUUACACCAGAAUGGGGACACAAAGAUAAUUAGUCGUUCAUUAUUGUAAAAUAUGCAUAUUAAAAAAACUAUAAUGAGCUCAGAGAAAAUAGUAAGUGAGGAUUGGUAAUAAUAGAAAACCAGGUUUAAAAAACAACAACUUGAACCACCCUCCAUUGGGUCACAUCAACAUCACUUCCCCAAGAGACUUAAACCCCAAUUUGAGAGCGUCGCACAGACGGAGUGAAAAUAUUUGAACUCCUGCAUUUGACUGAAACUAAACCACACAGAGUCUGAAGUGUGAAGCAGCUGCUGUUGACAGCUUGUUUUGACACAUCGACCUGGUGGCUGCGAUCUCUCAGUGGUUUGACUUUUAUCUGUAGCCUGUUAUUUUACUCCCUGGCAGUGAGUGAGAAACCCAGAAGUUGGAGGCCCCUGGGGGCCCGGCCUGCUGCGUAAUCUGCAGAUUCCAUCUUGAGGAGUGACCCUGUGUGUGUGUGUGUGUGUGUGUGUGUGUGUGUGUGUGUGUGUGUGUGUGUGUGUGUGUGUGUGUGUGUGUGUGCGUGUGUGUGUGUGUGUGAACCUGGUUUUUAUAACCUCGUGGAGACCUACUUGUCUACAAUGUGGGGUUAUGGGGACCACUGCUCCCUGUGGGGACAUUUGAUUUGUCCCCAUGAAGGGAAAUGCUGUCUUUGAGUUAGGAGUUAGCUAUGUGAUGGCUAGUUUUAGGGUUAGGGUUAAGGGUCGGGGUAGGUUAAGGGUUUGGCUGUAAAAAAUGAAUGGAAGUCAAUGAAAAGUCCCCACAAAUCAUGAAAACACGAUUCUGUGUGUAUGUUUAGCAAAGCCAGAAUUUCAAAACAUCCUUCCUUCUCUGUGCUCAUCCAUCACACACACACUCUUCUCUGGUUAAUCCCUGUUUUUGUGUGUUUCUCUGUCGUUGUGUGAGGUCAGAUAGAAAUGCUUCCAAAGAUAAUCCCAAAAUUCGGACAUUUUCAAACUGAUGACUGAACUUCCUGUAUGUCUGUGUGGGUGAGUGUGUGUGUUUGUUAGAGGGUAGGUCGGGAUAAUAAAGUGUCUCAUAUGCGUCAUGUUGCUUUUAGUUUUUUCUUCUCACAUUUGUUAGGGUCUAAUUUCACAUCUUUAAUUUUUUAUUUUUUAAGAGUAGUGAACUAAUAAACUGCUUCUUCCUCUGACCUUUAUUUUGUCGAGUGGUUCUGUUUGUUAUUCCUCUUUCUUCUUUCAUUUUCCUUUCUUUAUGCAUAAUGUUCAUUGAAUUAGAUUUACCACUGCUUAAUCUAAACCCGCUGUCAUCAACUCUCAUCUGUAUCCAGGAAGCUUUUAAAUUAAUCCUGCAUUAAUUGACGUUUCAUCUCUUCUUUACUGCCUUCGUGUAGUCGACCUGAGCUCAGUGGUGCUACUUUCACCCUUCAUUCUACCGCAGUUUUAAUUUUCACUUUUCCUCCUGCUGCACUCCAUCAUUUUUACACACUUUUAUAUUAUCAACCUGCCAUCAUAUCUCACUACCCUCGCUGCCAGCUUCACAGCUAUACUUUUCACAUCUCCUUUAUCUUUAGCUGUAACAUCUUUAAUGUAGCUACUAACUAAAUAUUCAUCUACUGAUUUGAAUUUUAAAUGCAAUUACAAGUUUGCGACCAAGGACUCAAUCUCAGUCUUUUUCUACCUUGAGCUUCAGAAUUUAUCUACAUUUGUCCAAUUACUGCCAUAACAGGUGGUUUUGAGAACUACUUUGUUUUCCCCUGUAAUCUCGUUUCUCUGCAUUUCUGUUUCUUGAAUGGCAGAUUUUAUGCCAGGUAUAAUUUUUAAUACACUUCUAUUAAUGAUUUCAGUAAAUUUUAUUACUUGUUGUAAAAUAAUAUCUGAUGUUUCCACAUCAGAUUCAUAAACAGGUUUGGAAAAGCUGAAAAAGGAUUGACUUUGGCUGUCCGUCCAUUCAUGGAUCUGUCACGAUCAUCGUGAAAACAUUUCAUAUUUAAUGAGGAUUUAACGAGCAACAUAGUGCAUCUUUUUUGUGUGCAAAAUCAACAAAGAGUCAGAUGUUAAACUCUUUCCAUACAUUCCUUUAUUUACAUCCCUCUAUCUUAUUUUCCAUCAAAAGAGUCAGACCUUAUUUCACUGAAGGAGGAAGUCUACAGUGGGCCAUACAAUCUUGAAUUAUGGAGACAGCAUAGAUACAACCAGAGUAUUUUCACGGCAUAUUAUCUUAUUUGCCCUAUGGUGGUGUUUUGUUAGACAUUUACUGACAUUAUUAAGGAUAUUUUGGUACAGACACUUUUCAAACACUUCUUUAAAUAGAAAUUCUUACAACUUCAUAAGUGUGUUUUUGUUUUUCUCUGCACAUCACAUUUCUCCGUAACAAUUUAAAGAUGCUAUGUGUCAGAUUUUCUGAUAACACAUUAUAAUUAGCAAAGGCUUCAGAUAAAUAGGUAAUAAUUUGGUUUAAUCACGCCGCAUAUUUCACAUGUGUGUUAAAUAAACACCAAACUCUGCUGAUAAGUUAUUGCUUGAAUUAUAAAGCACUACCAAAGGAGACAGAUUUGUCAGCAACUCGAAGGGGAAACCUUCCACAUAGCAUCUUAACACUGGAAACACGUAAAGGACUGUAGUUAUCUUCUAAUUAAACCAAGCUAUUGAUAAUCAAAAUUUGGGCAUUUCUGUUUAUACAGAUUGUUAUUUGAAAACUUCUCAUCCUAGCUUUUAUUACCUGGCAUUCUUGUUCUUUCCGUGCUCAUUUGCAGUCAGCUUCUCCUGUAUUUGGACUUUAUUAACACUGGAUCUGAGAUCAAGUAUUCAAGAUUUAAUAAAGGGUUAGACUUCCAGCUUUCAUUCAAGAGAUUUAACAAAAACGUGUUCAGUUUUUCUAAGCAUAAGCCGAUGCAGCCUACAGAAAAGGACAAAAAGAUGAAUGCAACUUCAAAAAGAACAAAGAGCUUAGGAUUUAUGGGUUCAAAAGAUUUUAACACGGCUUACAAAAAAAAAAAUCACAGAUAUCAUGUAAUACAUCAAGUCAGGAGAGUCAGUUGCUUUGGGGAAAGCUAAACCCCAUGCAGAAAUACUCAAAUUAUCUGAUUAC